AGUGACAUAUUUUGGUAAUUUUCUCUUAUGAACUCACUGCGACGUGUUUUGGAAUCACUGUUAUUUGUAACGCGUGUCGUACAAGAUGGCGCGUCAUCGUAAUGUAAGAAACAGGUGUUAUUCAGAUGAUUAUGAUUAUGACGAUGUUUACGGAAACUCUGUGGAAGAUGAAUUCGUUUUAUCGCCGAGUGAUACAUCGCAGUGGCUCUAUGACCGCUCUAAGAACCAGCAAGCUAUAUCGCACUUUAUUCCAGAAGAAACUGAGAACGAAGUAUUGGAUGACUCAUUACAGCCAAUACAAGAGCGUCGUGAGUCUGUGGAUUUGCGUAGCCUCAAUCUGCAAGAGGAAGAUGAAGUCAAACUUAUGUCUUGUCUCGACGAGCUACGAAAUGUGUUAGGCGACACAGUAUCAGAUAACAUCCUUAUACAAACAGUGUUGGAUCAUAAUUUUGAUUUUAACAAAGCUUUAGAUAAGAUUUUGAAUAAAGCUGAGAGAAAAGAACCUGGGAAACCCAAGGAAGAUUUGGUAAAAUCUGCUCUGGUUGUUGUUGAUCCUAUCAAAGCCCCAGUUAUUACAACAAAUAAAGUGGAAGUGCCUAAAGUUAUUGCUAGUAAUACCGAGCCUAAAGGCAUAGGUGUCAUCAAAGGUUUUAAAAUACAACAAGAUGGGAGUUCCAGUAGUCAGCCACAUACUCCAAGAGAUUUGUCACCUGCAAUGGAAAGGAUAAGCUCUCCAAAGCUAGAACAGUCUGAUGAAAGUAAAGUAAGUGUGAAGGUGAGGGAAAAUAAGGUAGAUCCUAAUAAACUAUAUUCAAAAGAAAGAGGAUCCGAGAAGGACCAUCUGUAUAUUGUAAUUAUAGGACAUGUUGAUGCUGGAAAAUCUACUCUUAUGGGACGUCUCCUUUGUGAACUUGGGGAAGUUAGCCAAAAAACUAUGCAUAAGUAUGAACAAGAGAGUAAAAAAAUUGGCAAACAGAGUUUCAUGUAUGCUUGGGUUUUGGAUGAAACUGGAGAAGAAAGAGUUAGAGGGAUCACAAUGGAUGUAGGCCGUUCCCAGUUUGAGACAAAGACCAAAAAGGUUACAAUUUUAGAUGCUCCAGGACAUGCAGAUUUCAUUCCUAAUAUGAUAACUGGAGCUGGACAAGCUGAUGUUGCACUAUUAGUUGUAGAUGCUACACGGGGAGAGUUUGAAUCAGGAUUUGAUUUUGGUGGUCAAACACGGGAGCAUGCAUUGCUUGUAAGGUCUCUUGGUGUAAAGGAACUAGCUGUAGCAGUAAAUAAACUCGACACAAGCAAUUGGUUGCAGGAGCGAUUUAAUGAAAUUGUAACAAAGUUGAAAGCUUUUUUGAAGCAGGCAGGAUUUAAAGACACUGAUGUGACUUAUGUACCCUGUUCUGGACUUACAGGAGAGAACUUAGUGAAACCUCCCAGUGAGCCUGAAUUGCUUAAGUGGUACAGUGGGCCCUGUUUAUUAGAUGUUAUAGACAAAUUUAAGGUGCCUCUGAGACCUGUAGCAAAGCCUUUCCGGAUGCCUGUUAAUGACAUAUUUAAAGGUACUGGCUCAGGAUUUUGUGUAGCAGGUAGAAUUGAAAAUGGAAUAGUGAAUAAAGGGGAUAAAGUUCUUGUAUGUCCAACAAAGGAAAUGGCAGAAGUUAGAAGUAUAAGCAUUAAUGACAUGUCUCAUAAUGUUGCCUUUGCUGGUGAUCAAGUCAGUGUGACAUUAUCAGGGAUAGACAUGCAAAAUGUUUCUGUGGGAUACAUAUUGAGUGACCCAGUACAACAGGUGCCCGUCUGUACAAAGUUUGAGGCUAGACUAGUGGUUUUUAACAUAAAAGUUCCUAUCACAAAAGGGUUUCCUGUACUCAUACAUCAUCAGUCCUUGGUGGAAUCUGCAAAUAUUGUUAAAUUGAAGGCUCUGUUGAGUAAAAGCACUGGAGAGUUAGUGAAGAAGAAUCCUCGGUGUUUAGGCAAGAACUCAGUUGCAGUUGUGAACAUUAAAGUAUGCAGACCUAUCUGCAUUGAAAGGUAUAAGGAUGUGAAAGAACUCGGACGCGUGAUGCUACGUGUUGCAGGUGUUACGAUAGCCGCUGGUCUGGUUACAGAUAUCUAUAAUACUUGAUUGAGCUGACAAUUACUCUAUUUAUUGUGUAAAUGCCUUUACACUGGCAUAUGUGGCAGUUAGCACCCAACUCAAUCGCUACAAUGAUGAAAAAUUGGAUAUGCAUGAUUUAGGACAUUUACAUGCAUUAUGUUGACUGCAAUAUUGUACAAUAAUGUAUCGU
Molecule: messenger RNA, 2282 nt
Organism: Hyposmocoma kahamanoa
Lineage: Eukaryota; Metazoa; Arthropoda; Insecta; Lepidoptera; Cosmopterigidae
Gene: HBS1
Product: HBS1-like protein
Exons: 1
Coding region: 86-2119 (677 amino acids)
Biological process (GO): translation
Molecular function (GO): GTPase activity; GTP binding
Source: RefSeq, a predicted model, not a curated record